Teleopsis dalmanni is the source of this 1676-nucleotide messenger RNA. Its product is annotated as ras-related protein Rap1. Bases 1027 to 1581 code for a protein of 184 amino acids. Lineage: Eukaryota; Metazoa; Arthropoda; Insecta; Diptera; Diopsidae. The record is from RefSeq and is a predicted model, not a curated record. Gene Ontology annotation, biological process: Rap protein signal transduction; cellular response to cAMP; negative regulation of synaptic vesicle exocytosis. The transcript is spliced from 2 exons. Gene Ontology annotation, cellular component: plasma membrane. Gene Ontology annotation, molecular function: GTPase activity; GDP binding; GTP binding.
GUGACGCGUCGCGAAAGAGAUACAGCAGCAGAAAAUUUUACUGCUCAUGUUAUUUGUGAUUUUAUACAGAAAACACUUAUAAAAAAAUAUUUAAAUGUCUAUUAAAGUAUUUUAAAGUUAAAUACACCAAGUAUUUGCACAAAAUUAUAUAAAUUUAUAUUUAAUUCGCACAAAAAAUCUGUAUAUAAGUGCAGCGGAAACUUCUGCACUAGCAUUUUUCUUUAUCUACGUUUGAGUUGAGUUAUUUUUUGUUUAAUAUUUCUUUAUACCUAAAAUUACAAGUGUGUGCAACAGCAGCGGCGGCAGCAGCAAUAGCAAUAGCAACAACAACACAAAGAACAAGCACGAAUAGGAGCGAGCACGAAGAAAAUAAAAAGGUGAAAUUUUCUACAAUAGAAGCAAGCAAAAGAAAAACGCGUUUACAAAGCUCAACUGCGAACAACAAUUAAAUAAAGUAGAAGCACCGCACCGGCUAUACGGCUAUACGACAGCAUUUACGCAUCAAACAUACAUUUGAGUAAUUUUUGAUAUAUUUUAAUAUAUUUUUUUUUUAUUAAUAUACACAUAAGUAUCGCAACUCGACGACGUUCAAGCAGCAGGAACAAAGUGCAAGUUCAAGUAAAACUAUCAAUUAAUAUAUAAAAAAAAAAAAAAAGAUUUUGAUAAAUGUAAAAGGCUGAACAAAAGCAAAACUACGUACGUAAAAAUUCCAUUUUAAAUAUUUUAUUUAAACGAACUUAGAGUAAAACUGAAAAGAGAGUAACGCUUGGUGAAUUAUACAAAACUAACCAAAAAGCAGCAAAGUAAAAAGCAAAGUGAUAACACGCCUAGUUUAAGGGCAUACAAAGUCUUCAAUCAACUAAAUAUUUAAUAUUAUAAACAAAAAAUCGAAAUCGAAAUCAAAAAAGAAACGCUUAAAACUUAGUUUAAAACUAAACGCCCUUAAAGAGGCCAAAAAAGUUGAAGCAGUUAAGCAACAAACAAAAAAAAGCAAAAAAAAAAGUAAAGUAAAGUAAAGAAAGUAAAAUGCGUGAAUAUAAAAUCGUUGUAUUAGGCAGUGGCGGUGUUGGUAAAUCGGCGCUGACCGUCCAAUUCGUACAGUGUAUAUUCGUCGAGAAAUAUGAUCCUACAAUCGAGGACAGUUAUCGCAAGCAGGUGGAGGUUGAUGGUCAGCAGUGUAUGCUCGAGAUCUUAGAUACGGCCGGUACAGAGCAAUUCACCGCCAUGCGCGAUCUCUACAUGAAGAAUGGGCAAGGUUUCGUGCUUGUCUAUUCCAUAACCGCACAAUCAACAUUUAAUGAUUUACAGGAUUUACGCGAACAAAUUCUACGGGUUAAGGAUACAGAGGAUGUGCCAAUGGUACUAGUGGGUAACAAAUGCGACUUAGAGGAUGAACGUGUAGUCGGUAAGGAGUUAGGCAAAAGUUUGGCUAAUCAAUUUAACUGCGCCUUCAUGGAAACAUCUGCCAAAGCAAAAGUAAAUGUUAAUGAUAUUUUCUAUGAUCUUGUUAGACAAAUUAAUAAAAAAUCGCCAGAGAAAAAGCAGAAAAAACCGAAGAAAUCCCUAUGUGUUCUACUAUAAGACUACAUUUUAUAUUUCCUCACAUAUAUAUUUUUUUAAUUAUACCAAGAUUUUUGCUUUUCUUAUCAAACACAACAAAAAAAAAACAAAAACAA